CUCCACCCACACAAAUAUACUCAACGCAUAUCCCGACGAAAACAAGGAAGUAACGAGGAACUGUGUGUAAAUCUUAGAUUUAUAAUCCUAAAAACGCAGAAUUCGGUCAUUUGGAAUUCUCGUCUCCUAGAUUAUUUUGUCCACAGUGAAGAACAAUGAACAACAAAGGUUCAUAUCCACCCCAAGCUGUUUACGCUCAGCAGAGCACAGCACCCGUUUAUCCGCCUAAUAUGCAAGUACCUGCUCAGGUGUCUCCUUAUCCAGAUGCCCCUCCUCAAUACUCCGAGCUGUAUCAGCCUAGGUAUAUGGCCCCUCCUCAUGCCCCUGGACAGAUCCCCCAAAUGACCUCAGCGUACCCUGGCACCCAGAUGUACAUGCACAUGCCCCAGACUGUACCAAUUGGAGCAAUGGGCCCCGGUGUCCCAAUGGCAUACUACCCGAUGGGGCCCGUGUACCCUCCUGGCUCCACUGUCAUGGUGGAAGGUGGAUAUGAUGCUGGAGCUCGCUUCGGGCCUGGCACUAGUUCCUCCAUUCCUCCUCCGCCACCUGGACAACUCCCUAAUGCAGCUCAGAUGGCGGCCAUGCAAGGUGCGAAUGUGAUGAUGACACAACGCAAGGGCAACUUUUUCAUGGGUAGCUCCAGCGGUUACACUAUCUGGUAACAGUGAGCAUCACCCUGGGCCUGGACCGAAGCCCUCCUUCCUCCUACCUAUUUCCCACUCCUUAAACCUUUUCCCUUCUCUGCCUCCCUUGGGGCAGCUUGGCUAAGCCACAAUACUGAUUAAAUCUAAUGGAAUGUAAUAUUUUAGAGCCCCUGACUUAAGGUACAGUACUCCGCUGUUGAUGUAGAACACAAUUAUUGUGUCACAAUGUUGUAAGUUUGAACUUCAUGUGAUCGUAUACGUCGUGCAUCAUAACAUUGUAAUUAACUGGCUAAUUAAAAAAAGAAAACUCUUGGGGGAAAAACAGCUUAUUUCUUGCUUUAUUUGCAUUAAUGUGCCUCUAACAUACAUUUUCUAGUUGCAACAUUUGGUUGUCAUCUUGAGCCAGUUGGAUCUUCUGUGUCUGAAGUAGCUAUGCACUUGAAACUUUCUCUUUGAACAGUUCGCUUGACUAUGCCUUUUUUUUUCACGUCAUUUAUUAAGAUAUGAUAACCUGAAUGUCACCACCUAGAUUAUCAUAUCUUAACAGUUUGAAUGAAAUAAGGUUGAGAAAUAAGUGGAUUGCAAUCUUGUCAGAUAUGUAAAAUAAGGAAAUAAGCACUGCAAAUCAAGGAGAAAGAUGUGUUUACAACCUCAACCAAUAGCGGAGUAUUGUACCUUUUGGCAAGCUUAAAUAUUAUCGGGUGCCAAAAUUGUAUUGCGCACCAUUAUUUAAAACAUAGAAAUUUACAUAUGAACGAACCUUAAUGCAGUAAAAGAGAGGGAGAGAGCGAAUAAGGCAAACUAAACCCAUGUGGUUCAGACAAGUUGGUUUCAUUUUCUUUGUUUUUAUUGUCAAUAUUCCCCCUACAUGUCGGAUACCCAGAGCUGUACAUAUCGCAGUUUUACUUAGAUUUCUCAAAAUGUGUCAAACAGCUUCCUCAUCUCCAACUAUCUGGGCUUCUUACACAAACUUUAGCAUUAUCCACAGAUGUAAAGUUGUUUACAGAGGUCAGGGCUUAAUUAAAAUACCAUUUAUUUUCAGUAUUUUAAACUUUGGCACAUCAAGCAUUUUGUUUGCUUAAUACUUUUUGUUUUUGGGAGCUGCUUGUACCAAAGAUCUGGACUAGAAUGCACUAAAAGCAUUUUUUUUUUUUUUGUUUUUUUUUUGUUAAGGUUUAUAAGUCUUAUAUCGUAGUAAGUCUGCACACAGGUUCAUACAGAAAUUUAUAAACAUAUCAUAUUUUGGUGAAUGUGAUUGCUUUGUGGGUGCUACACACACCUGGCAAAGCACAUCACUCUUGUGAGUGCAUUUUGUAGGGGUGUGUGUUUAAAACUGAUGAUAUAUAAAUGUUGCCUAGUUGCAUCUUGAUGUUUCCGCAUGCACUUUUAUUCAAGUUUUGUUCUUAAUAAAUAAAAAGUUAUCAUUGUUCAAUUUUUUAGAAGUACUACAACCAUUAAUUUAUGUGCACUGUCAACAAUUUAUUGUACAUUUGCUUUUGAAUACAGACUUAUCAGUUAUACUUUUGCUGCAUUGAUGAUUUUUCAAAGCAGUGUGACAAUACAUAGUAGCAUAUGCAUUUAGUUAAUGUUAAGAGGAGAAAUUGUGAUGAAAAACUGGUUUUUUUUUUUUGUUCAUUCCUUACGGUUUAGCAAGGGAUAAAAUAGCUGUUUGCCUCCCUUGCUGUCUGUCUGCCCCUCAUCUGUAACCAUAUUUAGAAAUGUAACCUCAGUUUAAAUUCUUAAAGGAAUAUUUCACCCUAAAAUGAAAAUUCUUUCAUCAUUUACUCACCCUUGUGUUGUUCUAAAUCCAUAUGACCUUCUUACAUAUGUGGAUCUCUACAAAAGAUUUUAAAUGCAAUGAAAGUGAAUGGUGACUGAGGCUAACAUUCUGCCUAACAUCUUUUAUGUUCCACGGAAUAAAGGCGUAUGGGUUUGGAACAACAACACGAGAGUGAGUAAAUGAUGACAGAACUUUCCCUUUAAGCAAAAAUAUUAGACACCAGCAGUUGUCUCCACCACCUUUUGCUCUUUCUUGUAAUUUCCUAAAUUGCUAAAACUUAAUUCUACUGGAGACGAUGUUAAAAAGCAGCUGUUUCCUUUCCAUCACUCAAACGCAUGAUUUCUGUAGCAGUUACCUGUAUUUAUUCUGGACGUGUCUUUGUAAUCUAAAAUGCUGCUUAUAAAUGCUUGCUUUUUUUUUCUCUCCAUACAAACCUUGUCACUGGUAUCACAUUAUUUUUUAUCACAUUUUCUUAUAACCAAACAGAAGGUAGUUUUAUGCUGGUCUGUGCAAAUGGGCUCAUUUUUAGGCUUUACUGGGUAUCCGACAUCACAGUUCUAAAGGUUUUGCCCUGCUUUAUAAAAAAGACACCAUUUAGGUAGAUUAUUUGUCUUCAAAAUAAGGGGAAAAUACUCUCUCUUCAUCAGUCAAUGCAAUUGUGAUGGCUAUUAAAAAUAUGCCACGUUUGCUAGCAUUGCCUUAUCACCAUUUAUAAAAUUUUCUGAUUGUUUGUAGGUUUUGUAUUAAAUAUAAAACUGCUGAACUAGUAAUUAUCCAUUCAUGAAUUUAGCCUAUGAUUCCUUACAUAAAUGCUGUUUCUUUGAUGUUUUGCAUUGUCUUAUUUUAUCUUUUUUUUUUUGGCAUAAAAAAUAUAGGGCAAAACCAUAAAAGGGCAAAGCUUUCAGAACUCAAUAUCAAUCUUAUUGCAGCAUUUUAUCAUGGCACAUGCCACGCUGUGGUUUAAUGUAGCGGAUACACUGCUUAUCUUGAGCCUCAGUAACAUGACAGUUACGGAUGGUGUGUGUCUGUGUGGGCACUACAGUUCAGGGAACCUUUUUGAUUAUAUAUAUACAUAUAUAUAUAUA
Messenger RNA from Myxocyprinus asiaticus (Chinese sucker), 3509 nucleotides. It is a transcript of the gene dazap2, whose product is annotated as DAZ associated protein 2. The transcript has 4 exons. Lineage: Eukaryota; Metazoa; Chordata; Actinopteri; Cypriniformes; Catostomidae. The coding region runs from base 156 to 662 and encodes 168 amino acids. The record is from RefSeq and is a predicted model, not a curated record.